AUGUCCAAGAGAGGCUCGUUGAAAAUGAAAGUUGGCAAUGUCUUUAAGAGAGGAGGCAAGAAGAAGGAGCGCUGCAACAGCGACACCGAGUCUUCGGAAUCAUCCAUGGACUUGGAUGAGUUGCGGCAACAUAUUGGCGAGCUCAGUCUGACCUUUAAGGACAGCAACUCGGCCGUCAAUGAAAGAAAAAGUCAAGAUGUCAACAGAAGCAUCACUCUCAAUACUAGUACCGGAAAUAGUUCCCUGGUGCAAGAAUUCAACAACAGCUCCAGCAAUGACGACAGAAUGAAGAAUCUCAUCCUGUCCUACAAGAGCAAACCUAGGCCAUUUCGAGAUACCAAAGCACCACCCAGACCACACAAGAGCCGUUCCUUCAAAAUGGAUGGCGUUCCAGCCUUUAUGAAUCAAGAAAUCCAGAAGAACGCGCGUCGAGAAGCCGAGAAACGACGCAAACGACAACAAGCCAAGUCCGCCACACCCAUGUCGGAGCUUCAUGAAUCCAUGGCAAGCAUGUCCAUGCCCACCAUGACUCGGAAGGAGCGGCCCAAGGUUCGCUUUCUCAAUCUACCAAAAGAUCAUCCCUUGUACUGGGACCACACAAAGCUGUCUGCCAGCGACUUUCCGGAAGAGGAUAGAGCCUUCUUGGCCAAGACUCUCAAGAACCCAAUGAAGAGUUUGGGCGGGCAAGCAAGCCCUGCACGUGCGGACAUUAUCUUGAAGAAGCUGCAUUUGAAGGACUGGGAUGCCGCCACUAUCGGGCGUUCAGCCAUGGCCCUCUUUCAUCCUGACAGCAAUCCUUUGAACUUGUCUCCGGAAGUUACUAACUACUUCUUCACGCGAUUCAACACUCUCAAGACAGGUCUGGAUGAAGGAGAUGAAAUCCAAUACAUGGAUCGGACCUAUCAACAACGAGAAGGAACAUUGCCAGAGCUGUACAGUCGUUUAAGGGGAGAUUUUGAAGAAGCUACGCGAAGCUACGAAAUCCACCAAAACAGUCCUUACGACUUCUGA
Molecule: messenger RNA, 1011 nt
Organism: Seminavis robusta
Lineage: Eukaryota; Bacillariophyta; Bacillariophyceae; Naviculales; Naviculaceae
Source: the annotation of a GenBank genome assembly